Messenger RNA from Kluyveromyces marxianus DMKU3-1042, 183 nucleotides. RefSeq names its product Srb6p (gene SRB6). The record is from RefSeq and is a predicted model, not a curated record. The transcript has a single exon. Gene Ontology annotation, biological process: regulation of transcription by RNA polymerase II. Gene Ontology annotation, molecular function: transcription coregulator activity. Lineage: Eukaryota; Fungi; Ascomycota; Saccharomycetes; Saccharomycetales; Saccharomycetaceae. Bases 1 to 183 code for a protein of 60 amino acids. Gene Ontology annotation, cellular component: mediator complex.
AUGCAACUAAUAAAGGGGAUACAGGAUCUUUUGGUGAUAACCAGGACUAUAAGGGAGAAGUGGGUGUUGAGCCAGUUGCCGGAGAAUGAAGAGUCGUCGAUGUUUGAGAGUGAAGAGACGUUAGAAAACUGCAAAAAUUUGAUACAACAGGCAAUGGAUACACUUAGGGAAGACAUUUCUUGA